This is a messenger RNA of Anoplophora glabripennis (Asian longhorned beetle), 5932 nucleotides long. RefSeq names its product serine/threonine-protein kinase Warts (gene wts). The transcript is spliced from 8 exons. Gene Ontology annotation, molecular function: ATP binding; protein binding; protein serine/threonine kinase activity. NCBI's taxonomy places the organism in Eukaryota, Metazoa, Arthropoda, Insecta, Coleoptera, Cerambycidae. The record is from RefSeq and is a predicted model, not a curated record. The coding region runs from base 394 to 3627 and encodes 1077 amino acids. Gene Ontology annotation, biological process: G1/S transition of mitotic cell cycle; peptidyl-serine phosphorylation; positive regulation of apoptotic process.
AUGGCUGACAACUAAACCCCUUAGAAUUUUCUUUGUUUUCAUUGCAGUUUUUCGUUCUUUUAGUGCGAGACUACUUUAAAUAACACGUUAAUUUUAAUUCCGCAAUAAAAAGAAUCAUUGAAAAGUGAAAAUAUUAAUCUAGUUGUGACCGAACUGUGAUAAGUGUUGAAAGUGUUAUUAAUUUCCACCAUAUAGAAUGAGAUAGAUUGACACUAAAAUCUGACAAUAUAUUAUAGCAGGUUCUAAAUAAUUUUUGCAUAUCGAAGAGCUUCCACCUUCCGUUCUACCAAGGGGACCCGCCAAGCUGUUUCAUUCAUGUACUCGCACUGCUCAGUAAUGCCCCCUCCCCGUCCCGCCGAUAAUGUGACUCACUAGCUUCCGAUAGGGCCCAGUAUGGGCCAGGAGCCUCGGUGUCAGCUCAGCAUGAAUCCGAACGCGCCAGCCCGCUCGCCGGGCUACCACCAGAAGGCCAUGGAGGAGAUCCAGAACUCGCUGCGACCGUUCGCUAAGAGUGGCAGCGAGGCGAUGAGCUCCAGCGCGGCCAGCACCAUCUCGAAUUUCUCCGCCACCAGCGGGGUCAGCUCGUUGAGUUCCACGUCCGGGGGGAACGGCAACGAGAGGCAGCUGGUCAACAUGGGAUAUUCGGAGGAAUCCUCCCUUAGGGCUCUUCAGCUAGCCAACGGACGGCUAGACAUAGCCCUCGACUAUCUCGGAAAGCAGCCCAUGGACGGCAAUAUAAAAAACAGCGGUUACACCAAACUAAUCCGGAAACCAAGCAUCGAACGGGAACUCGGUCUACCGAGGGGGAGUCCCGCACUGGACAGCGGAGCGGGAAGCUCCAGAUCCGACAGUCCCCGUCUCGCCGACAUCCAUUCUACCAUCAGCCGUUAUUCUCCCAGUUUCAACGAGCCCCCACCUCCGCCCCCGCCAAGAAAUACCCCUCCUCCGCCGCCACCGCACGGCGCUGCGUAUCAACCCGUUCCCAGUAACGUGCAGCAGAUGUUCAAGAGGAUGUCUCCGGCGCCCGUCGUCCCCGCUAGGACCCCGGCAGCGGUGUCGUCCUACAACUCGCCCGCUCUGCAGCAAAGGGGUACAAGUCCCGUGAGUAGCGUGUCGUCGUCGUCCGGGAGACAGCCCAUGGUGGUGCAGAACGGCCCGCAAGUGCAACAGCAGCUGUCGCAGCAGAUGCAGGCGUUGAGUUUGUAUCAGAGCAGCACGGCUUCCACUUCCGAGCCUCCGCCCCCUUACCCGUUGAUUUCCCCGAGUCCUUCCGGCGGGGCUCCGCCUCCUCCCUCGUAUUCGGCUUCCAUGCAGAACCGUCAGAGUCCCACUCAGGACUUCAGGAAGAGCCCCUCCUCGGGGAUAUAUUCGGGAUCUACUUCGGCGGGAUCGCCCAGUCCGAUUCCCGUAUCAAACACGACGCCCACCGCCAUGGCUAGACCGACGCCGUUGCAGGCUUGGGGUGCGAGACAAACCAUUUCCCAGCCGCCGAUCAUCAUGCAGUCUGUCAAGAGCACGCAGGUGCAGAAGCCGGUGUUGCAGACGGCCAUAGCGCCCACCGCUCCGCAGAUACCUUCGCCUACGAGUACGACUCCGCCUGCGACGUCCGCACCUCCGCCGAGUUACACCGUGUCGAUUCAACAGAAAGGUUACACUAACGGUUCGAAGCCGGCAGCGCCCCUUCCCGUGGGGGUGUCGCCUAACCCGUCCGGCAAUGUGCCGCCCGUGACGGUACCCACCACAGAACCCCCUAGCUACGCGAGCACCAUGCAGGCCAAAGCGAAGGCGCAGCGGGGCAUCUCGCAUCCCCCCUUGCCCCCGCCUCCUUAUUCCGACGAGGGCCACGCCCAAGUUUACACCGUGGAGAGCUCCAUGUCCCCCAGGGCCAGCCCCCACGUUCACCCUCCGUUGCAGAGGAAAUACUCGCCGGUCGUCAACUCCGAGUGCAGGUCCGACAGCCCCCAGUCGACUAGUUCGGGGGAGAGCAGGAACCAGUAUUGCGAUAAUGGGGCACCGCCGCUUCCGCCAACCGCAUCGUCGUCGGUCAAGAGCAACAGCGCUAACAACAACAUGAUAAACGGCAACGGCGACAACAAGAACAACGACAGCCCUCCCCAGUUACCCCCGUACACCAAAAUCAAGCACCAGUCGCCGAUACCGGAGCGCAAGAAGAUCAGCAAGGAGAAGGAGGAGGAAAGGAGGGACGGCAAGGUGAAGAACUACUCACCGCAGGCGUUCAAGUUCUUCAUGGAGCAGCACAUCGAGAACGUGAUCAAGUCGUACAGACAGCGCAUGUUCAGACGCAUGCAGCUGGAGAAGGAGAUGAACAAGAUAGGGCUGAGCCCGGAGGCGCAGAACCAGAUGCGGAAGAUGCUGUCGCAGAAGGAGUCGAACUACAUCCGGCUGAAACGGGCCAAGAUGGACAAGAGCAUGUUCGUGCGGAUCAAGCCGAUAGGGGUGGGCGCCUUCGGGGAGGUCACCCUGGUCAGGAAGAUUGACACGAAUCAUUUGUACGCGAUGAAGACGCUGAGGAAGGCCGACGUCCUGAAACGGAACCAGGUGGCGCACGUGAAGGCCGAGAGGGACAUCUUGGCGGAGGCCGACAACGAGUGGGUCGUCAAGUUGUAUUAUUCGUUUCAGGACAGCGACAUACUUUAUUUCGUUAUGGAUUACAUCCCGGGUGGGGACCUCAUGUCGCUGCUCAUCAAGCUGGGGAUAUUCGAGGAGAGGCUAGCGAGAUUCUACAUAGCAGAAUUGACGUGUGCGGUCGAGAGCGUCCACAAGAUGGGUUUCAUCCACCGCGACAUCAAGCCGGACAACAUCCUCAUAGACAAGGACGGGCACAUCAAGCUGACGGACUUCGGCCUGUGCACGGGAUUCCGCUGGACGCACAACUCCAAGUAUUACCAACCGAACGGAGACCACAAUAGACAGGAUUCUAUGGAUCCGAUCGACGAUUGGAACGAGGAGUGCAAGUGCAAGAGCCUGAAGCCGUUGGAGAGGCGACGGCGCAGGGAGCACAGGUGCCUCGCGCACUCCCUAGUCGGUACACCCAACUAUAUAGCGCCGGAAGUGCUGCAGAGGACUGGGUACACGCACGUCUGCGAUUGGUGGAGCGUCGGCGUCAUCCUGUACGAGAUGCUCGUCGGCCAGCCGCCGUUCCUAGCCAACACGCCCGCAGAGACCCAGUAUAAGGUGAUCAACUGGGAGACGACCCUGCAGAUCCCGAAGCAAGCGAACCUCUCGAAGGAGAGCACAGACUUGAUCCUGAAAUUGUGCUGUAGUGCCGACAAACGCUUGGGUAAAAACGCCAGUGAAGUGAAAUCGCACCCGUUCUUCAAAGACAUUGACUUCGAGAAGGGCCUGAGACGCCAGCCGGCCCCCCACAAGCCCCGCAUCGAGUACCCCACCGACACCUCGAAUUUCGAUCCCAUCGACCCGGACAAGCUGCGCAACUCGGCAUCGCUCGACUCGAGCACGUCCGACGAGCUCCUGGACAACUCGAAGCUCUUCCACGGCUUCUUCGAGUUCACCUUCAGGAGGUUCUUCGACGACGGCGGCCUGGCCGCGUUCAACAAGAUCAACCUGGACGACAACGAGAACCAGGGCGGUCCCGUCUACGUGUGACGUCGAGUCGGCGCCAGCGAGCAGGGGUUGGAACCCCGAAGCGUCUUUGAUUUCGAACCGGGCGGACUUGCCAGAUGUCGCGUCGUUUGAUCAAAGCGAAGGUUUCUUAAGCGGCGGGGAAAUUUGCGUUUUGUGUUCUUUUUUUUUGCUAUUCCUACCUUUUGUGCGCCUCGUUCGAAUGAGGGGCGGGCGGGGCGAUCGUCGCUGACGUUGGUCCUGGGGGGGGGGGAACGAAAUGGUUCCUUAAAAGUUGUUGUCGAAAAAAAAAGGAAACGACGAAUUAAAUUAAACGGAAACGCUUGAUUAUCGCAAACGUUUGCGCGUUAUUUUUUUAAAUCGACGACGCUGCGUAUUUUCGAAUGAAAUUAAUUUUUCUCUUUCCGGCAGUGUACGACGCUUGAAAUUUUGAACAGGCGUUCGUCGUAAUUCUUACUAAAAAAAUUUAUACUGGGUAAGUAUAAGUUUUUUCGGGAAUAGGAAUAUUUUUCAAUUAAUUCUCAAGCAUUUCCAAGCGUUUCGAUUCGGAGCGACAGCAAAGUAUCAUUUCAUCGGAAAAUAUAAAAAUUUACAGGGCGUUCGGUUGAAAAAUGCCGCAAAUGCAAAUAUUUCAAUUGUUUUUUUCUUUUUUUUUUAAAACCACUGUUGCACUAACAUUAACUUUUUGACGGUUGUGAAAUUAUCUAAAAAUUAUUUUCGCACAUCUAAUUUCCCAGGUAAUACCGAUAAUCUAAUUUUUUUUUGCAAAAUGGCCGCCGUUAUUGACGUUCGUCACUAUGGUGAUAAAUUUUUUUUGUUUUUCGACCCAGCGAAAAAAAACGUAAUAUACGUUGACGUUUUUCAUUCAACUGACUAAAAAUUUUACUAACGGUUUAAUAUUUACGGUAAAAUUUGCUUCUUCUACAGGGGGCUUCAAAAACGAGGUUCACAACGUCAAAAAAUAACAUGAAUUUGUUUUCCAUGUUCUACUGUCUUUUGUUUUCGAGAUACCGCUGUCAAAAACGAUUAUUUAAAAUCGAGCUUCGAUUGUUUUACAAUUUGCUACAACAUUGUUGUAGUUUUCGACAAACUUAUCGGUAUCCCGUUAAAAUGUCCCCUCGACCAACGUCUUUGCGGGAACGUCCGCACCCCUCAUUCGUACGAGACGCGUCUUCUAUAUCGGGAUCCGAAAAUGCGGCGGGUCCACGUGUAAAAGUUUUGAUGUAACCAAAGUCUAUUCUAGCUGCCUUAUAAUUAAACGAAAUGCCUUUUUCAGCUCAAAUUUUUUAUAGAUUGGUACGACGUAGGGAAAAUUUUUUAUAUAGUACAAUUUUAAUAAAAUUAUCUAAUAACGAUAGGUAGAAGAGAUCAGUUAAGACACUGUGUAUAUUUUAUAAAUUAUUCAAAGAAAAAAAAAAUGACAAAUGGUGCUACUUCUAUAUAUUUUAAAAAUGUGAUAUAUAAAUGCCCCUCAGAAGCCUUAACGUGGAGUUCCGCGAGGCCAAAUCGGUUAAAUUUAAAUUUUCUAGUCAGUUCGGCGAAAUGUUGCGAUGUCGUCACACGAUUUUUUUUGUAGGACUGUGCUGACGACGUUUCAGGCAGGGAAUCUGGUGUUCUUCGAAAUUCUCCAAGGUUUUCACUUCCGUUGCGUUUUUAUUAAAAAAAAUUACGUCGUGUAGGGUUUUCGAGGGGUCUAAUUGUAUUGAACAAUUAUAAAUUAUUGCUAUUUGUGUAUAUGUAAAUAUUUUUAACAACGAAAAAUUGUACCGUUAUCAGUGGAUAGUCUUGAAACUGUGUCCGGAAGGAAAUUAUUUUUAUAUAAUUCUUGGAAUUAGGAAGUUGGAUGUAUGUACGCACUGCCUCACAAUCAUUUGAAGAAGGUUUUCUUUUUGUAUUUCGAACGGUAACUGAGAAUAUUAUCGACUAGUUUUAAAUUAACUUAUUUUUCAAAAAAAAAUAAAUAAAUAAAGCUGUGUUACAACUAUAAUUUUAGUUUUUUUGCUCAUAAAUGAAAUAAUAUGCUUAAAAACAUUAAAUUAAGAUAUUUAUUACUAUUUUCCAAUACGUCUCUAAUUUGUAACACUGUCUAGCCCGUAAGUAUGAAUUAUUUUUUAGAAUAUAAUUUUUCUAGUCUAUCGAUUUUUUUAUUAUCUAAAUAUUCAUUUUAAUGUUGUUUAAUCAUGACAUUGUUCCUUAAUUUUGCAGAAUAGUUUUAAAAAUUGUGUACACUUAGGCAUCGUUCAUGUUUUAAACGAUUUGUAACUUCGAAAGUGCCUCUAUUUUAGAUUGCAAAAGUGUAAAUGUGUGUAAAUAUAUAUUUUUGAAACAA